AUGGCUUAUUCUGCAUUAGCAAAUGUGAAUGCAGUGAUUGGAUUGUAUACAUCAUUAUUUCCUACUUUAGUUUAUGUUAUAUUUGGCACAUCAAAACAUAUCAAUCUUGGUAUGUUUGCAGUUGUAGCAUUAAUGACAGGUAAUGCAUUGGAACGUAGAAUGGAAGAUAUAUUUGAUAAAAAUACCACUGAUUUAUACAAUUUACAAAUGAUUGAUAAUACUAUUUUAACUGUUCGAUUGAUGGCUACGCUAACAUUUACUGUUGGUUUCGUUAUGGCAAUUUUUGCCAUUCUACAAUUGCAUUUUCUUACUGUUUAUUUGGCUGAUCCAGUGGUUGGUGGUUUUACAAUUGGUGCAGCAUGUCAUGUAUUUGCAUCACAAAUGCCAAAAUUAAUUGGUAUUCAAAUACCAUCAAGAUAUGGUCCAUUUGGUCUUUUCAAAUUACCAUAUUUUCUAUUCGAUUUUGUGACAUUACUAAAGGAUGCAAAUUUAUGUGUGGUAAUCAUAUCAGUAAUUUCAAUUGUUAUUUUGAUGCUUGGAAAAUAUAUUUUAAAUCCAUCAAUACAGCAACGAAUUCGAAUACCAAUGCCAUUUGAACUUUUUGUGAUGAUACUCGGCACAUUGAUGACUUAUAUGCUGGAAUUAAAUGUAAAACAAAAAGUUGCUAUUGUUGGAUUUAUACCAUCAAAGUUACCAAUGCCAACACUACCAGAAUUCAAAUAUUUUAGUGCAUUUAUUUUGGAUGCAUUAGUAAUUGCUAUAGUAAUCUAUUCGUUUACAGCAUCUGUAGGUAAAGUAUUUGCGAAAAAACAUGGAUAUCAUAUUAAUCCAAGUCAGGAACUGAAAGCAAUUGCACUAUGUCAAUUGAUAGGUGGCAUUCUAAGUUGUCAUCCUGCAAGUGCAAGUUUAUCACGUGCUCUUUUAAAUUCAGAAUUGGGUGCCACUUCUGAGCUUUCAAGCGUUGUAGCUGCACUUGUAGUACUUUUGGUCAUUUUGUUGGUUGGACCAUUGCUGUACUAUUUGCCAACGUGUGUAUUGGUAUCAGUAAUAGUGGUAGCUCUACAGGGAAUGUUUCUAAGAGCUAAUGAAGCUGUUCACUAUUGGAAAACUUCAAAAAUUGAUUUGCUUAUUUGGUUAAUAAGUUUUCUGGGUACAUUUCUAUGGAAUGUAAGUGAAGGUCUUGGUGUAGCUAUAAUAUUUGCUAUUUUAACUGUUAUCAUUCGUACACAAUGGUUUGAAUUUGCCAAAGCUGUAACACUUGGUGAAAUUAAAGAUACCGAGCUAUAUAGAGACAUUUGUCGUUACAGUGAAUCAUUAGUAUCACCAACGAUUGUGAUUUAUCGCUAUGAUGCACCUUUACUUUUUCUCAAUAGCGAUUUAUUUAUCAAAAAAGCUCUUGCUAUUGUUGAUGAUAAAAUGAAAAUGUUAAAUGAAAGCGAAACACUUUAUCUGAUCAUUGAUGCUUCGGGAUUUACAUGCAUUGAUUAUACCGGAAUUGAAAGAUUGAAGGAUUUAUCGCAGGAAUUGAGAAAUCGUAAUGUUGAAAUAUUUAUGGCUGCCUCAAAAGCAGAAGCUCGAAUAUUAUUUGCCAAAUGUAAUAUCUAUGAAGUGAUUCCAUCGAUAAAUUUCUUUCCAUCCAUUCAUGAUGCAGUAUUAUUUGCUAAUAAUGCUCAACAGAUAAAACAAAAGAAGAAUAUUUGCAAAGAACAGAAAUAA
Messenger RNA from Brugia malayi, 1716 nucleotides. RefSeq lists its product as uncharacterized. The transcript has 14 exons. NCBI's taxonomy places the organism in Eukaryota, Metazoa, Nematoda, Chromadorea, Rhabditida, Onchocercidae. Gene Ontology annotation, biological process: transmembrane transport. Gene Ontology annotation, molecular function: bicarbonate transmembrane transporter activity; secondary active sulfate transmembrane transporter activity; chloride transmembrane transporter activity. The record is from RefSeq and is a predicted model, not a curated record. Bases 1 to 1716 code for a protein of 571 amino acids. Gene Ontology annotation, cellular component: membrane.